ACUGACGAUUGUAAUGCCGCUGGGACUGUCCUCGCGUGAAGCCAUUGCCCGAUAUCACACUUAUUAAAAAAAAAAGUUGCGAUUAAAAAGUUACAUGUGCGUUAAACUUAAAAGAAAUAAAAACGAAACGCAUUAUCUAUUGCUUUGAAUUUCGUUAAAAAUUCGCGCGUAAACUUUCGUAUUGACAUUUGAAAAAAGAACUGUUGGUUUGGUUUGGUUGGUAAUUGUUUAAUAAAAAAGAUUGGAAUUUAUUUUUAAUUUGAAAAGUGAAGUGAACUCUUGUUAAUUGGGAUUCAGUGCGUGGAAGCCGUGCUGUGACAGACAGGCUGACAGUGUUGUGUGAUGGUACUCUGCCGCUCUACCGUUUGAGAGUGCAGCAUGAGGGGUGUUUAUUCUUUUCUGCUGUUGGCGCAUGCUGUGGCCGCCAUUACUGGACCAAGGAUAGAAAAUGAGUUCGAACGAAGCAGGCAGCCGGUGUUGAGUCAGACAGGCUUCAACGAUCAUCAGACGAGAUUUGGACCGUCUCCCUCACUUCAGACCUUCCAAGCACAACAGGCUGUAUUGAGCAGUCCACCGCCUCCCAUACAAUUCCCUCAACCGAUCUUCCAACAGCAACCUUACGUUCCUCAAUUCAACAAUUUGUUGCCAUCCCAAAACCUUCCCUUGCAGAACAAUAAUGGUUUCCAUUUCAAUCAACCAACCAUCAAUCCUCCGAUAAAUAGCUUCCAACAAGUUCCACAGCAAAAUAUACCUCAACCAAUCCCAACGUUGGCAUCGUUCCAGAGUAACCCGCUAACACUAUCACCACAAACGUUCAACCAAAAUUUAAAUAUUCCUCAGCAGAGGCCAACUCAGGCAGCUUUCCAUCCGACUGUGGCUGCCGUACAGAAUCAUGCUUACAAUGGCCCAAAUCCAAUUACAAUUCAAGCAGCCCCGAAUCUAGCUCCUCAAAAUUUCAACAAUGUUCAAAUUCCAUUUCAAUCAAGCAUUAAUCAGGCGCCUUUACACUCAAAUGGACAAUCAGUUGCUCAACUGCGAGAUUACUAUGAACAACAGUCGAAAGAAAAUCUUGAAAAAUUAAAAGAGCUUCAGGAGAGACAGCGAAUCAUACAAAAGCACCAAGAGUUUGUCCAGAAACAACAGCAAAAGCAACAGGAAAAAGUUGAGAAACUUCAUGAAGAGUUCAUAAGUAAGCAGGCGACAAAAUCCAUACCGACAUACACGACUACUGAAAACUAUGAAGACUUCUACAAACAAAAUCAGGAGAAACGCAGACCAUUGCAACCACACGAGACGGAUUUGUUUAGAAAGGCCAUUGAAAUGUACGAGAAGGAACACCCAACUACCACGACAACAACGACAACAACAACUACAACGACACCCCGUCCCCGACCUACCGCAAGAUACAGGACACGCCCACCCGCCAGGACGAGGGCUCCUCCACAAGACAGAAGCAAACAAAAACUUUACAAUGAAAUUAAAGAUCUACUCGAAGAGAGCGACACCAAAGGCUUUGAUGACAAUUUGAGAGCUAAGAGCGUUGCUUUACUCCAAAAACCGGAUAUCCUGAAACAACUUAAAGUAGCGUUAGCCGAAAAUCCUGAAGAUUUCAACGAGAAGAACUUUUCUUCGCGUGAAAUAUCCUUAAAUGGACAGAAAUUUGAAGUAAUAAGAACUAACAAUCCUAAUUUAAUACCAAAAGGCGCGAUAGCUGCCGAUAGCCCUGAUUUAGGUAAAUUUAUACAAUCUACCCAAGAGCCUCAAAAGGAGAGUCGCAUAUCAUUCGAAGAUUUAACGAAAGGAGUUUUACCGCCUGGUGCAAACUUUGAACUCAUCAAACAGGCUGACAACGGUAAACUGGAAGAAGUUUCCAGAAUACCUAACACACUUCAAAACAAAAAGAAAGUCACAUUUGUAUUCCUCGAAGAACAGGACGACGGUUCAUAUAAAGUUAAAGGUGUGAAAGCUAACGGCCAACAAACUGAAGAGGGCCCUGAAGUAGAAGAUAUAUUAAACAAAAUAAAGAAAGGAGAAAUACAACUUCCCGGCCCGACCAAAAUUUCUAACCCCGCAUACACAUCGACCACGGCGAAUCCAUCUACUCAAUCGACUGAUUAUAUCGCCGAGUCAUCUUAUCAUCCUUCGAGUUACCCCAAUUAUGUAACAACAUCUAAUUAUGGUACUUCUGGGCACACUAAUCCAAUACAGAGUACGCCACCGCCUACGUAUCCAUCAUACCGUAACUCUAUAGCUACUUCAACAAAGGCCACUCCGGUCAUACAGACCUUCCCACCUUCGACUCGAGGCACCACCACCGAGGCUCCACAACCUAGAUACGUAAUCAAAUCUUCGACGCCAACGUAUAAUAUAAACAGAAAUAGUUACAGCCCACGAAAUCCUUUCCAUAGCACCACAGUAUUAAACACUACUCCAGUAUAUACAACCAGGUCAACACCUCAAGAUAUUGUCGUCAUUGGAUCAUCUAGCACUAUUUCACCAAGCUAUGAAGAGUCAACUUUUAAUUCCAACUACGCCAGAAGUGGAACACCUGAUCUAAUAGAUAUUUUAAAAGAGAAUGGUCUAUUUGCGACAGCCAAAUAUUUGAAGCAGUCUGGUCUAGAUGCGAUACUAAAUGAAACGGGACCGUACACUAUUUUUGCUCCAACAGACAAAGCCUUCAGGACAUUGUUAGUGCAACUCGGUGGACCUGAUAAAGCUGAGGAGAAGUUCCGCGACAAUCCCCGACUGCUCAGUGGGUUGCUACUUCACCACGUGAUCCCUGGCGCAUUCGACGUGGGUUCCCUCCAAGACGAGAUGACGGGCGUGUCUCUGGCGGGCACGCAGCUCCGAGUCAACCAGUACGACAUGCACGACGUGGAGUGGAAUGAGGUUCGCGUCACCACCAUCAACGGCGCCAGAGUGCUGGAUGAUAAGAAGGAUAUACACAUCCCGCAGGGUAUAGCGCACGCAGUGGACCGAGUGAUGUUCCCGCUGCCAGUGGGCGACCUGGUGCAGACGCUGCAGGCAGACCGGGACCGCAGAUUCACCACCUUCCUCAAGGCUAUCUUCGCUAGCGGCAUGGCUGAUAUGUUAUCAGAGAGCAAAACAUACACAGUAUUCGCGCCAACGGACGCCGCCUUCGCGCGACUUCCUCCAUCAGAACUAUCACGCUACUCCGAGAAGCCUGCUGCCAAGGCGCUGGUGGCCAAACACGUGCUGCCCGGGACUUUGUACAGCGCGGGGAUGCGAUACUACCAGCUGAGAAACUCUAUGGAGGACUCUAAACCGUUGACCUUGCAGAAGAGUUCUGGUCGCAUCAAAGUGAACAACGCGCAAGUGGUGACGCACAACAUCCCGGCCACCAACGGCGUCAUUCACGCCGUGGACACGCUGCUGUGAACACGUCCGCACUACCACCCGCCUGAUUAGAUAUAAAAACUAUUACUUAGAGUUGCCACUUUUUUUGAAAAACAUCAGUAUUUUUUUUCUGCAACUGUCAACCAGUCUAAAACUGGUACUCUAAAAUCAAAUUUUCGAAUAUCCGCGCACCAUUGCUGUAUUUUUUAACCAAUUUCUAUGUGUUGAAUUUGUUUUGCUCGCAAAAAUCCAUUAUUAUAAAAUAAUUUUAGUAGAAUUCAAAUUCAGUUUUAAAAAUCUUCAAUUGAAUUAAUUAAGACUGCUGUAAUAAACUGCACAUAAAAAUUAUUUUGUAUUUCAGCAAAUAUUUUAUAACAUAUAUACAAAAUACAAUAUUCCAGUCAUUUUACAUACAAAAUGCUUAAAAGAUAACUAAAAGCGGAGACAAGCUACUAAGAUUCAGAGUCAAUAUUACUAUAGAAUUCAGACUAUUUAG
Messenger RNA from Bicyclus anynana (squinting bush brown), 3853 nucleotides. RefSeq lists its product as uncharacterized. Lineage: Eukaryota; Metazoa; Arthropoda; Insecta; Lepidoptera; Nymphalidae. Gene Ontology annotation, cellular component: extracellular matrix. The record is from RefSeq and is a predicted model, not a curated record. Gene Ontology annotation, biological process: extracellular matrix organization; cell adhesion. Gene Ontology annotation, molecular function: cell adhesion molecule binding. The transcript has 6 exons. The coding region runs from base 379 to 3399 and encodes 1006 amino acids.